Molecule: messenger RNA, 2001 nt
Organism: Phragmites australis (common reed)
Lineage: Eukaryota; Viridiplantae; Streptophyta; Magnoliopsida; Poales; Poaceae
Exons: 15
Coding region: 193-1884 (563 amino acids)
Biological process (GO): transcription initiation at RNA polymerase III promoter
Cellular component (GO): transcription factor TFIIIC complex
Source: RefSeq, a predicted model, not a curated record
GUGACAGCUGUGUACUCACUGGAGGAGUCUUCUCCACGGAUGUUGAGGUCGGAAUUUUGUUCAGACAGCCCUUCGCUCUGGGUUCUUCGAGGCUGCCAGAUACGCUCACACCUGAGGCACCUAAUAUUGUGCCCUUGACGUUGAUCUGGUUCCCUUCCGAUCGGCGCCGUCUCCGCUCCGCUUCCCUCCCUGAUGGCUUCCCCGCCCUCUUCCCCCAACUCCUCGCCGCCGCUGUCCACCAUCACUGACGGUGCCGUCUCCGGCACGCUCCCUGCGGCCGAGGCCUUCGCCGUGCACUACCCGGGCUACCCCUCCUCGCCCUCCCGCGCCGCCCGCACUCUCGGCGGCCUCCCCGCUAUUGCCAAGGUCCGGAGCUCCGACGCCGGCGCUCGCCUCGAGCUCCGGUUCCGCCCCGAGGACCCUAACUGCCACCCGGCCUUCGGCGAGUCCCGCGUCUCUACGGACCUCGUCCUCCGCCUCUCCAGGCGCAAGGGGUCCGCGGCGCCGCGUGCUGAGGUGGUCGCUCGUGUCCGGACCGCCUACCACUUCGAAGGUAUGGCAGAUUUUCAGCAUGUUGUUCCAGUGCAUGCUGCACAAGUGAGAAAAAGAAAAUCAGAUUCUCAAAACGAUACUGAAAAUUUAGAUAAGACUGGACGUCUGGAAACAGAUGAUGGAGAUAUCAUGAUGUUGGUACCCCCACUCUUCUCAGUGAAGGAUGGACCAACAAAGAUAGCGCUUCUACCAUCGUCCAAUGCAGUUUCUAAAAGCAUGCACAGGGGAGUCAUACAGCAAAAAUGGGAGAUGGAUGUUGGACCAACCCUUGCGCUUCCUUUCAACAUUCAAGCUGCCCCAGUGAAGAUUAAUUGGGAAAACCACGUACCAAAGAAUUCAGUAGAUUGGGAUUGGCAAAUGGCCAUGUGCAAAUUGUUUGAUGAGCGUCCUGUGUGGCCAAGGCAAUCACUUUAUGAACGAUUGCAUGAUGAUGGUGUGCAUGUCUCACAAAGCCAAUUCAAAAGGCUUCUGUUUAGAGCUGGAUACUACUUCUCUAGGGGCCCCUUCGGUAAAUUCUGGAUCAAAAGGGGAUAUGAUCCUCGUAAAGAUUCUGAGUCGCGAAUAUCUUUCAUGAAGAUUGAAGAAUAUUGGGCUCAAUUAGUGAGAAUUGAUUUUCGCAUGCCUCCCGAGCUAAGGAAUCUUCAAAGGACAAAUGAUUCUGGAUCUCAAAAGUGGUCAGAAAUGUGCAAGCUUGAAGCAAUGCCGUUAAAGAAUUUCAUCUUUCUGCAAUUAUUUGAACUGCAAGACGACUUUAUUCAAGCAGAAAUUCGAAAACCUUCGUAUCAAUCAACUUGUUCAGUGAGUAACAAUACAAAUUGUGUUCAGGGUUGGUUUUCUAAGCCAAUGAUUAAAACCCUGAGGUUGCAACUGAGCAUAAGGUUCCUCUCUUUAUAUCCUAAUGAAGAUGCAAAAAACUUGUUGAGGAAUGCCCAUGAACUGAUUGAAAGGUCCAAGAAGCAGGAAGCCCUUUGCAGAUCUGAGCAAUCAAAGGAAGAAGAGCCCGCCAUACAUAAUGGAACUGAGGAUCAAGUUGACCCUAACAACUGCGAUAGUGAAGAUGUGGAUGAUGAAGAAGAGGAAGAUAAGGAGGAGUCGGAUGGUUAUGAUUCUCCACCUAUGGCAGAGGAUGUUCGUGAUUUCACCUUGGAUGAUUCCUAUGAACUCGGAGAAGGCUUCUCCAAUGGAUACCUUGAGGAAGUGCUGCGCAGCUUUCCAGUGCAGGAAGAUGGCCAAAAUAGACCAGGCGAUGCCCCUAACGACACUGAAGCAAGUGAUGGGGAGUUUGAAAUUUACGAACAGCCCAGUGAAGAUGAAGAGUACUCUGAUAAGUAGAGUUGUUCUGGGAGUCGCAAUCUUCCCCAGUUUCAAAUUUGCAAACUCAUGUAAAAUCCCAUGCGUGUAGGAAUGAUAUUACAUAGCUUAUUUGUUAAAUUAUCAUUUCGUUGGGUA